Messenger RNA from Pararge aegeria (speckled wood butterfly), 4587 nucleotides. Its product is annotated as dnaJ homolog subfamily C member 10-like. Gene Ontology annotation, molecular function: ABC-type transporter activity; ATP hydrolysis activity; ATP binding. The coding region runs from base 406 to 4476 and encodes 1356 amino acids. Lineage: Eukaryota; Metazoa; Arthropoda; Insecta; Lepidoptera; Nymphalidae. The transcript is spliced from 26 exons. Gene Ontology annotation, cellular component: plasma membrane. The record is from RefSeq and is a predicted model, not a curated record.
AAAAUUUAUUUUAAAAUCAAAAAAUCUGAAGUUGAAUCCGGUCAUAUCACGAUCUUAAGACUUGAAUGUCAGUGACUCUAGGAACAGGGAGUCAGAAACUGGGAAGACAGUCGCAAUACGCCAGGAACCACUAAUCGUUAUCGAAUAUCAUACUUGCAUCGCGCGGCAGCAACAGUGCGCGAUUCAUGGCCAGAUCGAACGAAUGUGUUUGAAUUUAAAAAGAGAAUUUUAAAAAUAUUUAUGAAAAUAAGUUUUUAGUGGGACUUUAAAUUACUUACGUUUAUUGAAUGUUUCACUUUACGAAAACAAUUAUAAAUGUGUAUAAUUUAAUAGAUGUGCUAAUUAAAUAAAUACCUAAUUAGGGAUACAGUAUUUUUUUUUUAUAAAGUGUGAAGUGUUAUAAAAAUGGCGAGUGCAAUGGUCUUAUCGAAAGUCUUAGGUCAAAAGGUUCGCGGGAGAAAACAAAAACAUAGUGACUGUCGAACUCUUCAAAUAAACAUGCCACAGCCUAUUAACGUGAAUAUAGAAUUUGAAAACAUUACCAUGGAAGUGACUACAGGAUUCUUAAAAAAAAAUAAAAAAACGAUUCUACGGAGCGUGUCGGGUGUUUUCAAGUCGGGGCAACUGACUGCCAUAAUGGGUCCCUCUGGUGCGGGAAAAACUUCACUUCUAAAUGCGCUUACUGGAUUCUCGACCAGGGGCUUAAAAGGAAUCAUCCGCGCCGGGGACAUGGUUUGCGAGUUAGGCUCUAACAAGGACUCCCAGGAGUACCGCAAGCGGACCAGCUAUAUCCUACAGGACGACCGUCUGAACCCGCUCUUCACUGUGGCAGAAUUGAUGCAGUUUGCAGCAGACCUAAAACUCGGAAACACUUUGAAUCCUAAGUUAAAGAAUACUGUUAUACGAGAAGUGCUAGAAAAUUUAGGUUUAAUCGGCACGGAGAACACAAGAUGCUGCAACUUGUCAGGUGGACAAAGAAAGAGAGUCUCCAUUGCUGUAGAGCUCAUAGAUAACCCGCCCGUUCUGUUCCUGGACGAACCAACUACGGGCUUAGACAGUAUGACGUCUGUGCAGUGCAUGGAAAUGUUGAAGAAUUUGGCGCGGGCCGGCAGAACUGUGGUCUGCACCAUCCACCAGCCUCCCGCUUCUGUCUACAAACUGUUCGAUCAGGUGUACAUUCUGGCCGACGGACUCUGCAUCUACAAUGGAUCAAGCGCAAACACGGUCCCGUACCUCGCAUCGGUUGGCCUUCAAUGUCCCAUGUACCACAACCCAGCGGACUAUGUAUUAGAAAUAGCAAACGGUGAAUACGGUAACUUCAAUGAGUUGCUGGCAGCUAAAUGCGCUCGCAGCAACGACAAGGUCACGGAGAAGAUGUCACUGGCGGCCAUUGCAGAGGAGCCCAAGUACUCUCGCGGAAAAAUGAUCAUCGUCAUCAACAAGCCACACGAAUUGUAUAAGUUCAGUGUACUGCUGCGGCGGUGUAUCAUUCAGCAGUAUAGAGAUUGGACAGUGACGCACCUCAAAGUUUUACUGCACCUUGUUAUUGGUGUUCUUCUCGGACUGCUGUUCAAGUGCGCCGGCAGCGAUGCCUCGAAGACCUUCAGCAACCUCGGCUUCCUUAUAGUUUCCGCUGCCUACCUCACCUACACCUCCCUAAUGCCUAGCGUACUUAAAUUUCCAGACGAGUUACCAGUGCUGAAAAAAGAAAAUUUUAAUAACUGGUAUAACCUUAAGACUUACUACGCUGCGAUACUCAUAACCAGUUUGCCCAUACAGAUCUCAUUUAGUAUAGUAUAUUCAACCCCCUCGUAUUUGCUAACGGGUCAGCCAGUGGAAAUAUCCCGUUUCGCAAUGUUUGUGCUGGUGCUAGCGAACGUUACCCUUCUCGCUGACGCCAUCGGCAAUCUCAUCGGGUCCUGCUCGACGGCAGUUAACGGCACAUUCUUCGGGGCUAUAACGACUUGCACUAUGAUAGUGUUCGCUGGUUUCCUUGUGCUACCGACGCAUAUGCACCCCGUGAUGCAAAUCAUCUCAUACGUUUCCUACCUCAAGUACGCGUUCGAAGCGCUCGCGCUUUCCGUCUACGCUUACAACCGACCCCCGCUCGCGUGCCCAGAUGAAGUCUUGUAUUGUCACCUGAGCCUUUUGUUUUCCCUGCUCUAUCUUGCAUUACUUUCAAUUGUAAACCCGAGCAGUACAACUUAUUAUCAGAUAUUGGGUGUAUCUAAAAGUGCAUCUGCGCAGGAGAUACGCCAAGCGUACAAGAAAUUAGCUGUAAAGCUACAUCCUGAUAAAAAUCCUAAUGGAGAAGAACAAAAGAGAUUUCUAGAAAUCACAGAGGCCUAUGAAACACUUAAAGAUCCAGAGAAGAGACACCAGUACGACUUGUAUGGCUCCCAUCAGUCUUAUACAAGGAAAUAUGACCACCAUUCUCAAACGGAGUAUAACAAUUUGUACUAUAAUGGACUUUAUCAUGAAGAUCCAUUUGUCAAAACGUUAUCUGGUGGAAAUUUUUAUGCGUUUUUGAGCGAAGGUCUACACUUCGUCAACUUCUAUUCUCCAUUUUGUCCACCUUGUCAGAGCUUGGCCGAUGGCUGGAAGAAGUUAGCUGAAACAUAUAAUGGAAUUAUUAAAGUUGGUGCUGUGAAUUGCAAAUAUUAUAAUUCUUUUUGCUACAACAACAUGAGAAUCGGUAGCUAUCCGACGUUAUUGUUCUAUCCGAAUGGCAAAAAAGGAAACUACAUUUACUACAACGGUGCGCAUACAAUGGAGGCCCUAGAGGAGUUCGUGAUGAAAUUCAUUCGGAGUCGAGUAAAUGUACCAAGAGUGACACAGGUGUUGAGGAAUACGGACAGACCUGUUGUGUAUGUUGUGGACGAGGACAGUUUGGAUGAUAAUUUUGUAUCACGACUCGCUUAUCAGCUGAAUUAUUUAGCGACCGUUGUAAAAGCGAACAACUUUCGCGAACAGCUGACCGAUAACCCAGAAACGACGAUCGUGUUCAAACACAGAAGCAAACAAGAAGAAUUGCAAAGCAUUGAAGAAAACAACAUUCUACAGGAAAUUGUUGACUUGCUACCGGAUGUAGAGAGAAUAAGUUUAGAAAAUAUAAAGAAAGUUAGAAACGAUCUUCGUAAUGGGGAUGAUACUCCAUGGGUGCUAUUCUUCUCGAAGAAAGGCGUAGACAAACUUUUGCUACAUCAGAUGUUGGUUACUCUACCAGAAAUGAAUUUCGGCGAGGUCGACUGUGACGUCAACGAGGAGCUGUGCACGUCUCUGCAAGUGGACGAAGCGCCCGCGUGGGCGGUGCUCAAAGUGGGCGGGGCCUACCAACGCUUCUUUGCCACGCCCACUAGGCAAAAGCUUCGGGAAGCCGCCAUGGCGAAUUCUCUGCAUACACUCUCCGCGUCUGAGCUACAGAAGAUAUUGGAUGGUGAGAUGUCGUCCUGGGUGUUAUUGGUGGCGCCAUAUCAAGUAUCGUUUGACCACUUACUUGACCCGUUCACAGAAGUAUGCAUGGAAUUAGCGGAUUCCGGAAUCAGUUUCGGCAUAAUGUCGUGUAACCUCCACACGGAUCAGUACUGUCGUUUGGUAGCUCGCAACCAGCCGAUAGUUUUGCUGCAAAACGGAACAAAUAGACACACAUACAACGGGCAUGCGAAAACAAAUGAGAUGCUACAGUUUAUACAACUCAUAAGGGAGAGUUCGGAGCUAGAAAUAACAGAAGAGCGAGUGCUAGAAAUAAUGGACGUGUCGAAUCGCGAGCACGUGUGGCUGGUGGCGUACUUGCCGGGCACGUGCGGACGCGUCUGCGACGAACUCAAACACGAGUUCAGGAGAAUCGCUACGAGACUACGACCGAUAGAUUCUUUACGAGUCGCCGUGCUAGCGUGCACAAAUCAAGCCGGAGGUUUUUGUAAAAACAUACGCUCGCCCACCGCGAGGCUAUAUCUAGUCGGAUCCAAACAGUUUUACACUACUAACCUGGCACAGAUGUCCCAAGCCCCGUAUAUUAUGGAAUGGGCCUUGGAUAUCAUAGAUGAGAUCGUGAAACUGAACUGGCAAACCUUCUCGAAAACUGUCAUCGCUGAGGAGCUAAACCCGAGCAGGGGAAAGAAACCGUGGCUUGUCUAUUUCCACUCGCCAAGAUGUUACCAUUGCUACGAAAGGUAUCCGGACUUCGCUAUCCUAUCUAUUCAUCUAAGUAAAAGCAUCAACUUCGGCAAAGUGAACUGCCUCAGCGACAGGAGUCUUUGCCAGCAUGAGCACAUCACUAGCUAUCCGUCCAUCCGACUAUACCUUAAUCGGAACCAGCACAACACUGCUAGUCGAGUUGUAGCUUUGCACCCGAAGGAAUACACAGCACUAUUGCAGGAGAUACGGCCUCAUUUGAUGAGGUACGAUGACGAUUUGUUGGAAACCAUAAAGAAUAUCGAAAUCAAGAGUCACGUGCAUUUUAGAGACGAGUUAUAAGUUUUAAUUUAAUAGCACAAUUUUAGUGUAAGAAUUUUAUAUACACAGCUAGUAUAGGCAGGAGACAAUUAUCUCCCCGGGGGAUGGAUAAAAAUGUAUCUUCUCCCACAG